This is a messenger RNA of Coregonus sp. 'balchen', 42713 nucleotides long. NCBI's taxonomy places the organism in Eukaryota, Metazoa, Chordata, Actinopteri, Salmoniformes, Salmonidae. The record is from the annotation of a GenBank genome assembly.
AGUGUUCUACUCCCUGAGGGAGUGGGGAGGACGAGGGGACGAGGGGGAGUGAGUAGGGGGGUAGGGGAGGAGGAGAGGGAGGGAGAGGAGAGGGGGAGGGCGGAGAGUGGGGAGGAGAGAGGAGAGAGGAGAGGGGGAGGAGAGGAGAGUGGGGGAGGAGAGAGGAGAGGAGAGUGGGGGAGGAGAGAGGAGAGGGGGAGGAGAGGAGAGUGGGGGAGGAGAGAGGAGAAGAGAGAGGGGGAGGAGAGGAGAGUGGGGGGGAGUCUCGAGCUGCGGGUGGGAGAUAGAGAAGAGGUACGCUCUGUUCAUUCUCUCUGCUGCUGGCUCAGAGAUUAACUGGGAUAGAGAGGGAUUACAGUCUAACUUCCCCAGGAACGCUUUGUAGUGAAAUCACAGACAUGUUGUCACCGGGGCUGUGUACUGUGUUAGCUGCCUUACACUGAAGAGACCUGUUUCACGAGGUCAGGGGUGAAGGAUCAAGGAAGUAUCUGAGAAGGUAAGGUUUGAUUUUUUACUUUUGUAAACAUUGAUUGUUGAGAUUGUUGUCAGUGAUGGCUUGCCUGCAUCAGAGAGAGUCAACUAUUUGGAUAAGCUUAGCUAUAACAAUCAGCCAUACCACUAACAAUCAGCCAUACCACUAACAAUCAGCCAUAUCAUUAACAAUCAGCCAUACCACUAACAAUCAGCCAUACCACUAACAAUCAGCCAUACCACUAACAAUCAGCCAUACCACUAACAAUCAGCCAUAUCACUAAAAAUCAGCCAUAUCACUAAAAAUCAGCCAUACCACUAACAAUCAGCCAUACCACUAACAAUCAGCCAUACCACUAACAAUCAGCCAUACCACUAACAAUCAGCCAUACCACUAACAAUCAGCCAUACCACUAACAAUCAGCCAUACCACUAACAAUCAGCUAUACCACUAACAAUCAGCUAUACCACUAACAAUCAGCCAUACCACUAACAAUCAGCCAUACACACUAACAAUCAGCCAUACCACUAACAAUCAGCCAUACCACUAACAAUCAGCCAUACCACUAACAAUCAGCUAUACCACUAACAAUCAGCCAUACCACUAACAAUCAGCCAUACACACUAACAAUCAGCCAUACCACUAACAAUCAGCCAUACCACUAACAAUCAGCCAUACCACUAACAAUCAGCCAUACCACUAACAAUCAGCUAUACCACUAACAAUCAGCCAUACCACUAACAAUCAGCCAUACACACUAACAAUCAGCCAUACCACUAACAAUCAGCCAUAUCACUAACAAUCAGCCAUACCACUAACAAUCAGCCAUAUCACUAACAAUCAGCCAUAUCACUAACAAUCAGCCAUACCAUAAACAAUCAGCCAUACCACUAACAAUCAGCCAUACCAUAAACAAUCAGCCAUACCACUAACAAUCAGCCAUACCACUAACAAUCAGCCAUACCACUAACAAUCAGCUAUACCAUAAACAAUCAGCCAUACCACUAACAAUCAGCCAUACCAUAAACAAUCAGCCAUACCACUAACAAUCAGCCAUAUCACUAACAAUCAGCCAUACCACUAACAAUCAGCCAUACCACUAACAAUCAGCCAUACCACCAACAAUCAGCCAUACCACUAACAAUCAGAGGGGGAGGAGAGGGGAGAGAGGAAAGAGGGGGGAGAUAGAGAAGAGGUAGCUCUGUUCAUUCUCUCUGCUGCUGGCUCAGAGAUUAACUGGGAUAGAGAGGGAUUACAGUCUAACUUCCCCAGGAACGCUUUGUAGUGAAAUCACAGACAUGUUGUCACCGGGGCUGUGUACUGUGUUAGCUGCCUUACACUGAAGAGACCUGUUUCACGAGGUCAGGGGUGAAGGAUCAAGGAAGUAUCUGAGAAGGUAAGGUCUCAUUUUUUACUUUUGUAAACAUUGAUUGUUGAGGUUGUUGUCAGUGAUGGCUUGCCUGCAUCAGAGAGAGUCAACUAUUUGGAUACAUUUAGAUAUAACAAUCAGCCAUACCACUAACAAUCAGCCAUACCACUAACAAUCAGCCAUAGCACUAACAAUCAGCCAUACCACUGAUAACAUGUACAAUCCACUCUAGUCAUUUUGAUCCACUCUAGUCUUCCUCUGUGGAUAUUAAGUUGUAGUGUUGCUUUGUACUCAAAACAAUAGCUAUUCGUUUGAAGAAAGCACAGUACCAUCUACCAUCUGGCCUCGUCCAAGGACUUUAAUCACAGUAUGAUAAAUCACUCAUUAUAUAAGAUAACUAUCUGAGGUUUGUGUUAGCAUUUAAUCCCUGACUUCAUCCAUAUGUUUACUUUUAGAACAGAUCACCAAUGUCAAUGGGGAAGUUAACCCUAACCCUGGAUGCUCCUAACCCUAACCCUGGCUGCUCCUAACCCUAACCCUGGAUGCUCCUAACCCUAACCCUGGAUGCUCCUAACUCUAACCCUGGAUGCUCCUAACCCUAACCCUGGAUGCUCCUAACCCUGGAUGCUCCUAACCCUAACCCUGGAUGCUCCUAACCCUGGAUGCUCCUAACCCUAACCCUGGAUGCUCCUAACCCUGGAUGCUCCUAACCCUAACCCUGGACGCUCCUAACCCUAACCCUGGAUAACCCUAACCCUGGAUGCUCCUAACCCUAACCCUGGCUGCUCCUAACUCUAACCCUGGAUGCUCCUAACCCUAACCCUGGAUGCUCCUAACCCUAACCCUGGAUAACCCUAACCCUGGAUGCUCCUAACCCUAACCCUGGCUGCUCCUAACUCUAACCCUGGCUGCUCCUAACCCUAACCCUGGAUGCUCCUAACCCUAACCCUGGAUAACCCUAACCCUGGAUGCUCCUAACCCUAACCCUGGAUGCUCCUAACCCUAACCCUGGAUGCUCCUAACCCUGGAUGCUCCUAACCCUAACCCUGGAUGCUCCUAACGCUAACCCUGGCUGCUCCUAACGCUAACCUUGGAUGCUCCUAACUCUAAUCCUGGAUGCUCCUAACCCUGGCUGCUCCUAACCCUAACCCUGGCUGCUCCUAACCCUAAUCCUGGAUGCUCCCAACUCUAAUCCUGGAUGCUCCUAACCCUAACCCUGGCUGCUCCUAACCCUAACCCUGGCUGCUCCUAACCCUAAUCCUGGAUGCUCCUAACUCUAAUCCUGGCUGCUCCUAACCCUGGCUGCUCCUAACCCUAACCCUGGCUGCUCCUAACCCUAAUCCUGGAUGCUCCUAACUCUAACCCUGGAUGCUCCUAACUCUAACCCUGGAUGCUCCUAGUUCUAGGGUUUCUUUUUCAAUCUUCCAUGGCUUUGUGUUUGGGGAGGGUGGGGGUUCAACCGGAUGUGUGAUGAUUAGUAAGGGUGAAGAUAAAAGGUUACGUUGAACAUUCUGAGUAUUAGUAAGCUUUAGCUACAUCCUCUAUUUUUGCACACUGACAGUUGACUAGAUCAAAGCGUUUGCACGGUGUUCAUAUUGUUUAGUACAUAUCCAGUGGAGUCAUCUUAAUACACAGCAUUUUUUAUCAAUUUUAUUACAUUUUAAGCUAGUAAUCAAUUUAAGUUAUUUUUUAAGCUGCACUAUACAUUGUAACAUAUUUUAGUGUAUGGUGUAAUGGAUUUUAAUGUGGUCAGUUCAUCCGUCUAGUCCUCAGUUUGUGAUUCAUCUGCCGGUGUCCUUCUAGUUGAACCAGAUUAGUGUCUGUCUAUGGACCCUAGCAGUGGUCUGUCUAUGACCCAGCCAGUGUGUCUCUCCUAUGACCCAGCCAGGUGUCUGUCUAUGAACCCAGCCAGUGUCUUCUAGUGACCCAGCCAGGUGUCUGUCUAGUGACCCAGCCAGGUGUCUGUCUAGUGACCCAGCCAGGUGUCUGUCUAGUGACCCAGCCAGGUGUCUCUCUAGUGACCCAGCCAGGUGUCUGUCUAGUGACCCAGCCAGUGUCUGUCUAGUGACCCAGCCAGGUGUCUGUCUAGUGACCCAGCCAGGUGUCUGUCUAGUGACCCAGCCAAGUGUCUUCUAGUGACCCAGCCAGGUGUCUGUCUAGUGACCCAGCCAGGUGUCUGUCUAGUGACCCAGCCAUGGGUCUGUCUAGUGACCCAGCCAGGUGUCUCUCUAGUGACCCAGCCAGUGGUCUUCUAGUGACCCAGCCAGGUGUCUGUCUAGUGACCCAGCCAGGUGUCUGUCUAGUGACCCAGCCAGGUGUCUCUCUAGUGACCCAGCCAGGUGUCUGUCUAGUGACCCAGCCAGGUGUAUCUCUAGUGGACCCAGCCAGGUGCUCUGUCUAGUGACCCAGCCAGGUGUCUCCUAGUGACCCAGCCAGGUGUCUCUCUAGUGACCCCAGCCAGGUGUCUGUCUAGUGACCCAGCCAGGUGUCUCUCUAGUGACCCAGCCAGGUGUCUCUCUAGUGACCCAGCCAGGUGUCUCUAGUGACCCAGCCAGGUGUCUCUUAGUGACCCAGCCAGGUGUCUGUCUAGUGACCCACCAGGUGUCUCGCUAGUGACCCAGCCAGGUGUCUCUCUAGUGACCCAGCCAGGUGUCUCUCUAGUGACCCAGCCAGGUGUCUCUCUAGUGACCCAGCCAGGUGUCUCUCUAGUGACCCAGCCAGGUGUCUCUCUAGUGACCCAGCCAGGUGUCUGUCUAGUGACCCAGCCAGGUGUCUCUAUAGUGACCCAGCCAGGUGUCUCUAUAGUGACCCAGCCAGGUGUCUGUCUAGUGACCCAGCCAGGUGUCUCUCUAGUGACCCAGCCAGGUGUCUCUUAGUGACCCAGCCAGGUGUCUCUCUAGUGACCCAGCCAGGUGUCUCGUCUAGUGACCCAGCCAGGUGUCUGUCUAGUGACCCAGCCAGGUGUCUCUUAGUGACCCAGCCAGGUGUCUCUCUAGUGACCCAGCCAGGUGUCUCUCUAGUGACCCAGCCAGGUGUCUCUCUAGUGACCCAGCCAGGUGUCUGUCUAGUGACCCAGCCAGGUGUCUCUUAGUGACCCAGCCAGGUGUCUGUAUAGUGACCCAGCCAGGUGUCUCUCUAGUGACCCAGCCAGGUGUCUGUCUAGUGACCCAGCCAGGUGUCUGUCUAGUGACCCAGCCAGGUGUCUGUCUAGUGACCCAGCCAGGUGUCUCUCUAGUGACCCAGCCAGGUGUCUCUCUAGUGACCCAGCCAGGUGUCUGUCUAGUGACCCAGCCAGGUGGUCUCUCUAGUGGACCCCAGCAGGUGUCUGUCUAGUGACCCAGCCAGGUGUCUGUCUAGUGACCCAGCCAGGGUCUCUCUAGUGACCCAGCCAGGUGUCUGUCUAUUGACCCAGCCAGGUGUCUGUCUAGUGACCCAGCCAGGUGUCUGUCUAGUGACCCAGCCAGGUGUCUGUUAGUGACCCAGCCAGGUGUUGUCUAGUGACCCAGCCAGGUGUCUGCUAGUGACCCAGCCAGGGUCUGUCUAGUGACCUAGGCCAGGUGUCCUCUAGUUGAACCAGCCAGGUGUCUGUCUAGUGACCCAGCCAGGGGUGUCUCUCUAGUUUACCCAGCCAGGUGUCUGUCUAGUGACCCAGCCAGGUGUCCUCUCUAGUGACCCAGCCAGGUGUCUCUCUAGUGACCCAGCCAGGUGUCUGUCUAGUGACCCAGCCAGGUGUCUCUCUAGUGACCCAGCCAGGUGUCUGUCUAGUGACCCAGCCAGGUGUCUGUCUAGUGACCCAGCCAGGUGUCUCUCUAGUGACCCAGCCAGGUGUCUGUCUAGUGACCCAGCCAGGUGUCUCUCUAGUGACCCAGCCAGGUGUCUCUCUAGUGACCCAGCCAGGUGUCUCUCUAGUGACCCAGCCAUGUGUCUGUCUAGUGACCCAGCCAGGUUCUCUCUAGUUGACCCAGCCAGGUGUCUCUCUAGUGACCCAGCCAGGUGUCUCUAUAGUGACCCAGCCAGGUGUCUCUCUAGUGACCCAGCCAGGUGUCCUCUCUAGUGACCCAGCCAGGUGUCUGUCUAGUGACCAGCCAGGUGCUCUCUAGUGACCCAGCCAGGGUCUCUCUAGUGACCCCAGCCAGGUGUCUCUCUAGUGACCCAGCAGGUGGUCUCUCUAGUGACCCAGCCAGGUGUCUGUCUAGUGACCCAGCCAGGUGUAUCUCUAGUGACCCAGCCAGGUGUCUGUCUAGUGACCCAGCCAGGUGUCUCUCUAGUGACCCAGCCAGGUGUAUGUCUAGUGACCCAGCCAGGGUCUGUCUAGUGACCCAGCCAGGUUUCUGUCUAGUGACCCAGCCAGGUGUCUCUCUAGUGACCCAGCAGGUGUCUGUCUAGUGACCCAGCCAGGUGUCUGUCUAGUGACCCAGCCAGGUGUCUCUCUAGUGACCCAGCCAGGUGUCUGUCUAGUGACCCAGCCAGGUGUCUGUCUAGUGACCCAGCCAGGUGUCUCUCUAGUGACCCAGCCAGGUGUCUCUCUAGUGACCCAGCCAGGUGUCUGUCUAGUGACCCAGCCAGGUGUCUGUCUAGUGACCCAGCCAGGUGUCUCUCUAGUGACCCAGCCAGGUGUCUCUCUAGUGACCCAGCCAGGUGUCUGUCUAGUGACCCAGCCAGGUGUCUGUCUAGUGACCCAGCCAGGUGUCUCUCUAGUGACCCAGCCAGGUGUCUCUCUAGUGACCCAGCCACCAGGGUUAGGGUUAGGAGCAGCCAGGGUUAGAGUUAGGAGCAUCCAGGGUUAGAGUUAGGAGCAUCCAGGAUUAGGGUUAGGAGCAGCCAAGGUUAGGGUUAGGAGCAGCCAGGGUUAGGAGCAGCCAGGAUUAGGUUUAGUUGCAUCGUGGGUUAGAGUUAGGAGCAUCCAGGAUUAGGGAUAGGAGCAGCCAAGGUUAGGGUUAGGAGCAUCCAGGAUUAGGGAUAGGAGCAGCCAGGGUUAGAGUUAGGAGCAUCCUAACACGCUUCAGUAAGGUUGGCUUCUUAGCGUUCAUAGCCAUGGUUAUCAACUGUACCACAGAAAUGGAACGUAAAUCACAGAAAAUAGAUGUUGUGGUGGCAGCUGCAGAGAAGUUAUUGGGUGUAAGAGAUUUUACUGCAGAAGAGUUACAAGGUGUGUUGAACGAUAGUGUCCCGUCCUCCCAGGCUGACGGCAUCGAGUAGGAUCAGAUAAGGCCAAAGUAAUGGAAUAGUGGUCCCGUGUAGCUCAGUUGGUAGAGCAUGGCGCUUGCAAUGCCAGGUUUUGUGGGUUCGUUUCCCAUAGGGGACCAGUAUGAAAAACACUCUAAGUUGCUCUGGAUAAGAGUGUCUGUUAAAUGUAAAUAGUGGUGAGGUUUUAAUGGGUGUAGUGGUGAGGUUUUAAUGGGUGUAGGGUUAGUUGGUAUAGUGGUGAGGUUUUAAUGGGUGUAGGGUUAGUUGGUAUAGUGGUGAGGUUUUAAUGGGGUGUAGGGGUUAAGUUGGUAUAGUGGUGAGGUUUUAAUGGGUGUAGGGUUAGUUGGUAUAGUGGUUAGGUUUUAAUGGGUGUAGUGGUGAGGUUUUAAUGGGUGUAGGGUUAGUUGGUUAUAGUGGUGAGGGUUUUAAUGGGUUUGUAGGGUUAGUUGGUAUAGUGGUGAGGUUUUAAUGGGUUGUAGGGUUAGGCUGGUAGAGUGUGAGGUUUAAUGGGUGUAGGGUGAGUGGUAUAGUGGGUGAGGUUUUAAUGGGUGGUAGGGUUAGUUGGUAUAGUGGUGAGGUUUUAAUGGGUGUAGGGUUAGCUGGUAGAGUGGUGAGGUUUUAAUGGGUGUAGGGUUAGUUGGUUAUAGUGGUGAGGGUUUAAUGGUGUAGGGUUAGUUGGUAUAGUGUGAGGUUUUAAUGGGUGUAGGGUUAGUUGGUAUAGUGGUGAGGUUUUAAGGGUAUAGUGGUGAGGUUUAAUGGGGUGUAGGGUUAGUUGGUAUAGUGGUGAGGUUUAAUGGGUGUAGGGUUAGUUGGUAUAGUGGUGAGGUUUUAAUGGGUUGUAGGGUUAGUGGGUUAUAGUGGUGAGGUUUUAAUGGGUAUAGUGGUGAGGUUUUAAUGGGUGUAGGGUUAGUUGGUAUAGUGGUGAGGUUUUAAUGGGUGUAGGGUUAGUUGGUAUAGUGGGGAGGUUUUUAAUGGGUGUAGGGGUUAGGUGGUAUAGUGGUGAGGUUUUAAUGGGUAUAGUGGUGAGGUUUUAAUGGGUGUAGGGUUAGUUGGUAUAGUGGUGAGGUUUUAAUGGGUGUAGGGUUAGUUGGUAUAGUGGGGAGGUUAGUUGGUAUAGUGGGGAGGUUAGUUGGUAUAGUGGGGAGGUUAGUUGGUAUAGUGGGGAGGUUAGUUGGUAUAGUGGGGAGGUUAGUUGGUAUAGUGGGGAGGUUAGUUGGUAUAGUGGGGAGGUUAGUUUGUAGGGACAUUGUCUUCCUUUGUCACAGGCCACACCUUUGCGGGCCGCCAUAAUACAAUAGAAAAAGAAGAAGAAGAAGAGACUCACUAACACGUUUGUCCAUGAAUCUGUAUGAAUCUGUUAGUCAAUGAGUUUCUAUGGGCUAAUAGCAGUAAGACCAAAUUCAGUGUUGCAUGAAACCAUUUUUACAUAUAUAUUUUCUCUGUCUCUAUUAUAUCUGUCUAUCCUGUGUCUCUAUCUCUAUUGUCUCUGUCUAUCCUGUGUCUCUGUCUCUAUUGUCUCUGUCUAUCCUCUGUCUCUAUUGUCUCUGUCUAUCCUGUGUCUCUGUCUCUGUUGUCUCUGUCUAUCCUGUGUCUCUGUCUCUAUUGUCUCUGUCUAUCCUGUGUCUCUGUCUCUAUUGUCUCUGUCUAUCCUGUGUCUCUGUCUCUAUUGUCUCUUUCUAUCCUGUGUCUCUAACUCUAUUGUCUCUGUCUAUCCUGUGUCUAUCUCUAUUGUCUCUGUCUAUCCUGUGUCUCUGUCUCUGUUGUCUCUGUCUAUCCUGUGUCUCUGUCUCUAUUGUCUCUGUCUAUCCUGUGUCUCUGUCUCUAUUGUCUCUGUCUAUCCUGUGUCUCUGUCUCUAUUGUCUCUUUCUAUCCUGUGUCUCUAACUCUAUUGUCUCUGUCUAUCCUCUGUCUCUAUUGUCUCUGUCUAUCCUCUGUCUCUAUUGUCUCUGUCUCCCCUGUGUUUCUGUCUCUAUUGUCUCUGUCUAUCCUCUGUCUCUAUUGUCUCUGUCUCCGCUGUGUCUCUGUCUCUAUUGUCUCUGUCUAUCCUGUGUCUCUGUCUCUAUUGUCUCUGUCUAUCCUGUGUCUCUGUCUCUAUUGUCUCUGUCUCCCCUGUGUCUCUGUCUCUAUUGUCUCUGUCUAUCCUCUGUCUCUAUUCUCUGUCUAUCCUGUGUCUCUGUCUCUAUUGUCUCUGUCUCCCCUGUGUUUCUGUCUCUAUUGUCUCUGUCUCCCCUGUGUCUCUGUCUCUAUUGUAUCUGUCUCCGCUGUGUCUCUAUCUCUAUUGUCUCUGUCUAUCCUGUGUCUCUGUCUCUAUUGUCUCUGUCUAUCCUCUGUCUCUGUCUCUAUUGUCUCUGUCUAUCCUCUGUCUAUAUUCUCUGUCUAUCCUGUGUCUCUGUCUCUAUUGUCUCUGUCUCCCCUGUGUUUCUGUCUCUAUUGUCUCUGUCUCCCCUGUGUCUCUGUCUCUAUUGUCUCUGUCUCCACUGUGUCUCUGUCUCUAUUGUCUCUGUCUAUCCUGUGUCUCUGUCUCUAUUGUCUCUGUCUCCGCUGUGUCUCUGUCUCUAUUGUCUCUGUCUAUCCUGUGUCUAUCUCUAUUGUCUCUGUCUCCCCUGUGUCUCUGUCUCUAUUGUCUCUGUCUAUCCUCUGUCUAUAUUCUCUGUCUAUCCUGUGUCUCUGUCUCUAUUGUCUCUGUCUCCCCUGUGUUUCUGUCUCUAUUGUCUCUGUCUCCCCUGUGUCUCUGUCUCUAUUGUCUCUGUCUCCACUGUGUCUCUGUCUCUAUUGUCUCUGUCUAUCCUGUGUCUCUGUCUCUAUUGUCUCUGUCUCCGCUGUGUCUCUGUCUCUAUUGUCUCUGUCUAUCCUGUGUCUAUCUCUAUUGUCUCUGUCUCCCCUGUGUCUCUGUCUCUAUUGUCUCUGUCUCCGCUGUGUCCUUGUCUCUAUUGUCUCUGUCUAUCCUGUGUCUCUGUCUCUAUUGUCUCUGUCUCCCCUGUGUCUCUGUCUCUAGCAUUACCUCAGUACAAUACACCAUCCCCUGCUGUUUGCUGUGCUCUAUUGUAUCUGCAUCUGUUUGUCUCUCUCUCUGUCUCUGUGUGUCCUUACCGCUGCCUGUCCCUCUCUCUGUCCAUAUCUCUGUCCCUGUUUCUGUCGCUGCCUCUGUCUCUGCUUGUCUCUAUCUCUGCCUCUGCCUGUCUCUCUUCCUGCCCUGUCUCUUCUUCUGCCUGUCCCUCUCUCUGUCUCUGUCCCUGUCUGUCUCUGACCCUGUCCCUGUCGCAGCCUGUCUCUGUCUCUGUUUUUGCCUGUCUCUGUCCCUGUCUCUUCUUCUGCCUGUCCCUGUCUCUGCCUGUCUCUGUUCUGGUACCUGUCUCUGUCUGUCUCUUUCUCUGCCUGUCUUUGUCCAUUUCUCUGUUCUGGUCCCUUAAUCUGCCUGUUUCUGUCUCUGCCUCUGCCUGUCUCUGUCGCUGUGUCUCUGUCCCUGUCUUGGCCUUUCUCUUCUGCCUGUCUCUGUUCCAGUCCCUGUCUGUCCCUGCCUCCUCAUCUUUCUGUCUCUGCCUGUCUUUGCCUGUCUCUGUCUGUCUCUGUUCCCCGUCUCUGUCCCUGUUUCUGUUUCUACCUGUCUCUGUCCCUGUCUCUGCCCGUAUCCGUCUCUGCCUGUCUCUGUCCCUCUCCCUGUCUCUUCUUCUGCCUGUCUCUGUCCCUGUCUCUUCUUCUGCUGUCUCCAUCCCUGUCUCUGCCUGUCUCUGUCCCUGUCUCUUCUUCUGCUGUCUCUAUCCCUGUCUCUGCCUGUCUCUGUCCCUCUCCCUGUCUCUUCUUCUGCCUGUCUCUGUCCCUUGGUCUCUUCUUCUGCCUGUCUCUGUCCCAGUCUCUUCUUCUGCUGUCUCUAUCCCUGUCUCUGCCUGUGUCCAUCCCUGUCUCUGUCUCUGUCCCUGUCUCUGCCUGUAUGCGUCUCUGCCUGUCUCUGUCCCUCUCCCUGUCUCUUCUUCUGCCUGUCUCGAUCCCUGUCUCUUCUUCUGCCUGUGUCUGUCCCUGUCUCUUCUUCUGCCUGUCUCUGUCCCUGUCUCUUCUUCUGCCUGUCUCUGUCCCUGUCUCUUCUUCUGCCUGUCUCUAUCCCUGUCUUCUUCUGCCUGUCUCUGUCCCUGUCUCUUCUUCUGCCUGUCUCUGUCCCUGUCUCUUCUUCUGCCUGUCUCUGCCUGUCUCUGUCCCUGUCUCUUCUUUUGCCUGUCUCUGUCCCUGUCUCUUCUUCUGCCUGUCUCUGUCCCUGUCUCUGUUACAGUCCCUGUUCCGGUCCCUGUCCCUGUCUCUCAACCCUGUAUUUUUCUCUGUCCCUGUCUCUUCUUCUUUCUGUCUCUGUCCCUUUCUCUGCCUUUCUCUGUCUCUGUCUCUGUCUCUGUCUCUGUCUGUCCUGUUCCCGGUCUUGUCUCUAGUCUUGUCCUGUAUCUGCCUGUUCUAUCCUGUCUCUUUUCUGCCUUGUCUCUAUCCCUGUCUCUUCUUCUGCCUGUCUCUUGUCCCUGUCUCUUCUUUCUGCCUGUCUCUGUCCUGUCUCUUCUUCGUGCCAUGUUCUCGCUGUUCCCUGUCUCUUCUUCUGCCUGUCUCUGUCCCUGUCUCUUCUUCUGCCCGUCUCUGUCCCUGUCUCUUCUUCUGUCUGUCUCUGUCCCUGUCUCUUCUUCUGCCUGUCUUUGUCCCUGUCUCUUCUUCUGUCUGUCUCUAUCCCUGUCUCUUCUUCUGCCUGUCUUGCCUUUCUCUUGUCCCUGUCUCUUCUUCUGCCUGUCUCUGCCUGUCUCUGUCCCCUGUCUCUUUUCUGCCUGUCUUCUAUCCCUGUCUUUCUUCUGCCUUGUCCUCUGUCCUGUCUCUUCUUCUGCCAGUCUCUGUCCCUGUCUCUUCUUCUGCCUGUCUCUGUCCCUGUCUCUGUCUCUUCUUCUGCCUGUCUCUGUCCCUGUCUCUUCUUCUGCCUGUCUCUGUCCCUGUCUCUUCUUCUGCCUGUCUCUGUCCCUGUCUCUGUCCCUGUCUCUUCUUCUGCCUGUCUCUAUCCCUGUCUCUUCUUCUGCCUGUCUCUGUCUCUGUCUCUUCUUCUGCCUGUCUCUGUCCCUGUCUCUUCUUCUGCCUGUCUCUGCCUGUCUCCGUCCCUGUCUCUUCUUCUGCCUGUCUCUAUCCCUGUCUCUUCUUCUGCCUGUCUCUGUCCCUGUCUCUUCUUCUGCCUGUCUCUGUCCCUGUCUCUUCUUCUGCCUGUCUCUGUCCCUGUCUCUUCUUCUGCCUGUCUGUCCCUGUCUCUUCUUCUGCCUGUCUCUGUCCCUGUCUCUUCUUCUGCCUGUCUCUGCCUGUCUCUGUCCCUGUCUCUUCUUCUGCCUGUCUCUGCCUGUCUCUGUCCCUGUCUCUUCUUCUGCCUGUCUCUAUCCCUGUCUCUUCUUCUGCCUGUCUCUGUCUCUUCUUCUGCCUGUCUCUGUCCCUGUCUCUUCUUCUGCCUGUCUCUGUCCCUGUCUCUUCUUCUGCCUGUCUCUAUCCCUGUCUCUUCUUCUGCCUGUCUCUGUCCCUGUCUCUUCUUCUGCCUGUCUCUGUCCCGGUCUCUGUCACUGUCUCUUCUUCUGCCUGUCUCUGUCUCUGUCUGUCCCUGCCUGUCCUGUCUGUCUCUGUCUGUCCCUGUUCUGGUCUUUGUCUCUGUCUCUGUCUCUGUCUCUGUCUCUGUCUCUUCUUCUGCCUGUCUCUGUUCCGGUCCCUGUCUCGUAUCUCAAUCUAAAUUGCUGUCUGUCUUUAUCUAAAUCUGUCCCCCUGUCCCCCCAGGUCUGACAGAGAUGCUGUCCAAUAUGGUACAGGAGGUGAGACUGGCUAUCAACAGUGACAUCAGUGGGUCUGAAGUCCUCUACAGUCUCCUCAGCGCCCCCUGGCUGCAGUCCCUACUCAAGGUCACAAAUCGUUAUUUUGAUACAGUCUCUGCUAAAAGUCUGUCAUCUUUAUUUAUUAUACAGUCUAUGUCAUCCGUCAUCUGACCACUGAUCCACCCCUUAUCUGCCAAACAUACAUCACCCAGAUAUCGGUAUUACCUGUUAAUCCUACUGCAUACAAUACUACCAUGAUAACAGCUCUAAGCGUUAGUUAGCGUCACAUCAACCAUUCAUGCUGAUGUUACCUAAUAAUCCAUACCUGUUUAUACAUACAGUUGAAGUCGGAAGUUUACAUACACCUUAGCCAAAUAUAUUUAAACUCAGUUUAUCACAAUUCCUGACAUUUAAUCCUAGUAAAAAUUCCCUGCCUUAGGUCAGUUAGGAUCACCACUUUAUUUUAAUAAUGUGAAAUGUCAGAAUAAUAGUAGAGAGAAUUAUUUAUUACAGCUUUUAUUUAUUUCAUCACAUUCCCAGUGGGUCAGAAGUUUACAUACACUCAAUUAGUAUUUGGUAGCAUUGCCUUUAAAUUGUUUAACUUGGGUCAAAUGUUUCGGGUAGCCUUCCACAAGCUUCCCACAAUAAGUUGGGUGAAUUUUGGCCCAUUCCUCCUGACAGAGCAGGUGUAACUGAGUCAGGUUUGUAGGCCUCCUUGCUCGCACAAGCUUUUUCAGUUCUGCCCACACAUUUUCUAUAGGACUGAGGUCAGGGCUUUGUGAUGGCCACUCCAAUACCUUGACUUUGUUGUCCUUAAGACAUUUUGCCACAACUUUGGAAGUAUGCUUGGGGUUAUUGUCCAUUUGGAAGACUCAUUUGCGACCAAGCUUUAACUUCCUGACUGAUGUCUUGAGAUGUUGCUUCAAUAUAUCCACAUCAUUUUCCUUCCUCAUGAUGCCAUCUAUUUUGUGAAGUGCACCAGUCCCUCCUGCAGCAAAGCACCCCCACAGCAUGAUGCUGCCACCCCCGUGCUUCACGGUUGGGAUGGUGUUAUUCGGCUUGCAAGCUACCCCCUUUUUCCUCCAAACAUAACGAUGGUCAUUAUGGCCAAACAGUUCUAUUUUUGUUUCAUCAGACCAAAGGACAUUUCUCCAAAAAGUACGAUCUUUGUCCCCAUGUGCAGUUGCAAACCGUAGUCUGGCUUUUUUAUGGCGGUUUUGGAGCAGUGGCUUCUUCCUUGCUGAGCGGCCUUUCAGGUUAUGUCGAUAUAGGACUCGUUUUACUGUGGAUGUAGAUACUUUUGUACCUGUUUCCUCCAGCAUCUUCACAAGGUCCUUUGCUGUUGUUCUGGGAUUGAUUUGCACCUUUCGCACCAAAGUACGUUCAUCUCUAGGAGACAGAACGCGUCUCCUUCCUGAGCGGUAUGACAGCUGCGUGGUCCCAUGAUGUUUAUACUUGCGUACUAUUGUUUGUACAGAUGAACGUGUUACCUUCAGGUGUUUGGUAAUUGCUCCCAAGGAUGAACCAGACUUGUGGAGGUCUACAAUUUGUUUUCUGAGGUCUUGGCUGAUUUCUUUUGAUUUUCCCAUGAUGUCAAGCAAAGAGGCAAUGAGUUUGAAGGUAGGCCUUGAAAUACAUCCACAGGUACACCUCCAAUUGACUCAAAUGAUGUCAAUUAGCCUAGAAGCUUCUAAAGCCAUGACAUCAUUUUCUGGAAUUUUUCAAGCUGUUAAAAGCACAGUCAAUUUAGUGUAUGUAAACUUCUGACCCACUGGAAUUGUGAUACAGUGAAUUAUAAGUGAAAUAAUCUGUCUGUAAACAAUUGUUGGAAAAAUGACUUGUGUCAUGCACAAAGUAGAUGUCCUGACCGACCUGCCAAAACGAUAGUUUGUUAACAAGACAUUUGUGGAGUGGUUGAAAAACGAGUUUUAAUGACUCCAACCUAAGUGUAUGUAAACUUCCAACUUCAACUGUACAUACAGACAUACAGUACAUGAUGGUGACAUGAUACAUGUAAGCAGCUCUUGCUGUUAGUCGCUGGUAUUCUGGCUUGCUGCAAGAAUUAUAUAUAUCUAGUGCUUGUUAUCUUAUUCGCUACGCUAGCCCUCUUUAAUGUUAUCUUGGUGUUUACCACAGUAGUCACUGUGCUAGCCCUCUUUAAUGUUAUCUUGGUGUUUUCUACAGUAGUCGCUACGCUAGCCCCUCUUUAAAUGUUAUCCUUGGUGUUUUCUACAGUAGUCGCUAUGCUAGCCCUCUUUAAUGUUAUCUUGGUGUUUACCAACAGUAGUCACUAAUGCUAGCCCUCGUUAAUGUUAUCUUGGUGUUUACCACAGUAGUCGCUACGCUAGUCCUCUUUAAUGUUAUCUUGGUGUUUUCUACAGUAGUCACUAUGCUAGCCCUCUUUAAUGUUAUCUUGGUGUUUACCACAGUAGUCACUACGCUAGUCCUCUUUAAUGUUAUCUUGGUGUUUACCACAGUAGUCACUAUGCUAGCCCUCGUUAAUGUUAUCUUGGUGUUUUCUACAGUAGUCGCUACGCUAGUCCUCUUUAAUGUUAUCUUGGUGUUUACCACAGUAGUCACUAUGCUAGCCCUCUUUAAUGUUAUCUUGGUGUUUUCUACAGUAGUCACUAUGCUAGCCCUCUUUAAUGUUAUCUUGGUGUUUUCUACAGUAGUCACUAUGCUAGCCCUCUUUAAUGUUAUAUUGGUGUUUUCUACAGUAAUCACUAUGCUAGCCCUCUUUAAUGUUAUCUUGGUGUUUUCUACAGUAGUCACUAUGCUAGCCCUCUUUAAUGUUAUCUUGGUGUUUUCUACAGUAGUCACUAUGCUAGCCCUCUUUCAUGUUAUCUUGGUGUUUACCACAGUAGUCGCUAUGCUAGCCCUCUUUAAUGUUAUCUUGGUGUUUUCUACAGUAGUCGCUAUGCUAGCCCUCUUUAAUGUUCUCUUGGUGUUUUCCACAGUAGUCACUAUGCUAGCCCUCUUUAAUGUUAUCUUGGUGUUUUCUACAGUAGUCCCUAUGCUAGCCCUCUUUAAUGUUAUCUUGGUGUUUUCUACAGUAGUCGCUAUGCUAGCCCUCUUUCAUGUUACCUUGGUGUUUACCACAGUAGUCGCUAUGCUAGCCCUCUUUAAUGUUAUCUUGGUGUUUACCACAGUAGUCGCUAUGCUAGCCCUCGUUAAUGUUAUCUUGGUGUUUACCACAGUAGUCGCUACGCUAGCCCUCUUUAAUGUUCUCUUGGUGUUUACCACAGUAGUCGCUAUGCUAGCCCUCUUUAAUGUUCUCUUGGUGUUUACCACAGUAGUCGCUAUGCUAGCCCUCUUUAAUGUUAUCUUGGUGUUUUCUACAGUAGUCGCUAUGCUAGCCCUCUUUAAUGUUAUCUUGGUGUUUUCUACAGUAGUCGCUAUGCUAGCCCUCUUUAAUGUUAUCUUGGUGUUUACCACAGUAGUCGCUAUGCUAGCCCUCUUUAAUGUUAUCUUGGUGUUUUCUACAGUAGCCACUAUGCUAGCCCUCUUUAAUGUUAUCUUGGUGUUUUCCACAGUAGUCGCUAUGCUAGCCCUCUUUAAUGUUAUCUUGGUGUUUACCACAGUAGUCGCUACGCUAGCCCUCUUUAAUUUUAUAUUGGUGUUUUCUACAGUAAUCACUAUGCUAGCCCUCUUUAAUGUUAUCUUGGUGUUUUCUAAGGUAGUCACUAUGCUAGCCCUCUUUAAUGUUAUAUUGGUGUUUUCUACAGUAAUCACUAUGCUAGCCCUCUUUAAUGUUAUCUUGGUGUUUACCACAGUAGUCACUAUGCUAGCCCUCUUUAAUGUUAUCUUGGUGUUUUCUACAGUAGUCGCUACGCUAGCCCUCUUUAAUGUUAUCUUGGUGUUUACCACAGUAGUCACUAUGCUAGCCCUCUUUAAUGUUAUCUUGGUGUUUUCUACAGUAGUCACUAUGCUAGCCCUCUUUAAUGUUAUCUUGGUGUUUACCACAGUAGUCAUAUGCUAGCCCAUCUUUAAUUUAUCUUGGUGUUUUCUACAGUAGUCCUAUGCUAGCCCUCUAAGUUCAAUGCUCAUACCCAGUGCCUAUCUGUCUGUGUUGUCUCUGUAUAAUGAACAGGUAAAGAUGCAUUGUAUGGUAUUAUAUGUCUGUGUUUUCUACAGGUCUAUGAGUGUCUGCUGAAGUUCAGAAGGCUUCCACCCAGUCCCUACCUGCGUUAUGCCUCUGGUCUCUCUCACGAGGUCAGUACACUAGACUUAGGGAGCGUCUGAAAUGCCAGUCCCUUAUGCCUCUGGUCUCUCUCACGAGGUCAGUACACUAGACUUAGGGAGCGUCUGAAUGAUGCCUAGUGCCUCUUCUACAGCUUGCCUUAUGCACUCUGGUCUCGUACCAUCGAGGCGUCUACGUCACACUAGACUUAGGGAGCGUCUGAAAUGGCAACCUUUUCCUUAUAUAGUGCCCUUCUUUUUACCAGGGCUCUGGUCAGAAGUAGUGCACUAUGUAGAGAAUAUGGUACCAUUUAGGACGCUCCCUAACUCCCCGACAGAAAACUAGAUGACUUGGGCUAGCUGUACUGCCCACGACAUCAUGAAUGACAGCUAAUGGUAUUUGUCUUGUGUUCGUUUUUUAUGCCUGUUUAACAGAUCCUGUCCAACAUCCGAGCAGCACCAGCCCCGUCCCCAGAGGCCAGACGGCUCUAUAAUCUAUUGAAGUCCCCCCAUCUACAGGUAAGAUGGAAGCUUUUAUUCACAUUAUUCAGAGCGUUGUACUUUUACUGUCAGAACAGAUUAGACUACUUGUGCCCUUCUCACAGUAACGUGCCAAACCCCGAACGUUAGUGUAAUGUCUUGAUUAUUUUCUUAACACAUUUUCCUUUCAAGAAACUAUUGGUAGAUGCGUAAGAUGGCCAGUGCAGUACAGCUUGGCUCGGCUCAGUACAGCUUGGCUCGGCUCAGUUUAGCUUGGCUUGGCUCAGUUGGGCUGACUAGUUAGUUGGCUCGACUUUCUGACAGCUAUGGCUCGGCUCAUGUUUAGCUUGGCUCGGCUCAUACUGCUUGGCUGCUCGUUUAGACUUGGCUUGGUGAUUGGCUAAGACGGCUGAUUACUGACUGCCUCUGUUGACUGGUUGGCUCUUGCUGGACUAACUGGCUUGGACUGACUGCGAUGGCUAACUGACUGACUGGCUGACUGACUGACUGACUGACGUUGUGACUGCUGACUGCUGACUGGAACUGACUGAGACUGGUGGCUGACUUGGCUGACUGGACUGACUGGCUAACUGAUGACUGACUGACUGGUUGGCUGACUUGCUGACUGGCUGACUGGCUAACUGACUGACUGACUGGUUGGCUGACUGACUGGCUAACUGACUGGUUGGCUGACUUGCUGACUGACUAACUGGUUGGCUGACUGACUGACUGGUUUGCUGACUGGCUGACUGGCUAAAUGACUGGCUGACUGGCUAACUGACUGGCUGACUGACUGACUGGUUGGCUGACUGACUGGCUAACUGACUGGUUGGCUGACUGACUAACUGGUUGGCUGACUGACUGGUUGGCUGACUUGCUGACUGGCGGACUGGCUGACUGGCUAACUGACUGGCUGACUGGCUGACUGACUGACUGACUGACUGGUUGGCUGACUUGCUGACUGGCUAACUGACUGGCAGACUGGCUAACUGACUGGCUAACUGACUGACUGGUUGGCUGACUGACUGGCUAACUGACUGGUUGGCUGACUUGCUGACUGGCUGACUGGCUAACUGACUGGCUGACUGGCUGACUGACUGACUGACUGGUUGGCUGACUUGCUGACUGGCUGACUGGCUAACUGACUGGCAGACUGGCUAACUGACUGGCUAACUGACUGACUGGUUGGCUGACUGACUGACUGACUGACUGGUUUGCUGACUGGCUGACUGGCUAACUGACUGACUGACUGGUUGGCUGACUGACUGGCUAACUGACUGGUUGGCUGACUUGCUGACUGACUAACUGGUUGGCUGACUGACUGACUGGUUUGCUGACUGGCUGACUGGGUAAAUGACUGGCUGACUGGCUAACUGACUGGCUGACUGACUGACUGGUUGGCUGACUGACUGGCUAACUGACUGGUUGGCUGACUUGCUGACUGACUAACUGGUUGGCUGACUGACUGGUUGGCUGACUUGCUGACUGGCUGACUGGCUGACUGGCUGACUGGCUAACUGACUGGCUGACUGGCUGACUGACUGACUGACUGACUGGUUGGCUGACUUGCUGACUGACUAACUGGUUGGCUGACUGACUGGUUGGCUGACUUGCUGACUGGCUGACUGGCUGACUGGCUGACUGGCUAACUGACUGGCUGACUGGCUGACUGACUGACUGACUGACUGGUUGGCUGACUUGCUGACUGGCUGACUGGCUAACUGACUGACUGACUAGUUGGCCUACUUGCUGGCUGACUGCCUGUGUUCUUCCCCUCCCAGGCCCUCCUCUCAGCCCAUGACACGGUGGCCCAGACAGACUAUGAGCCAGUUCUCCCUCCGCUCCCUGAGGACCUGCCAGAGGACGAGGAGGCCAUGAGGAUCGUCUGUCUGGUCAAGAACAAACAGCCCCUGGUGAGUACUGUACUAGAUCACUACAAUCACACAACACCUCACAAUGCCGUUACACUCACACAUUACAGUACUGUGACUGUAACUCUGUGACUAACUCUGUGACUGUAACUCUGUGACUGUAACUCUGUGACUGUAACUCUGUGACUGUAACUCUGUGACUGUAACUCUGUGACUAACUCUGUGACUGUAACUCUGUGACUAACUAUGUGACUGUAACUCUGUGACUAACUCUGUGACUGUAACUCUGUGACUGUAACUCUGUGACUAACUCUGUGACUGUAACUCUGUGACUGUAACUCUGUGACUAACUCUGUGACUGUAACUCUGUGACUGUAACUCUGUGACUAACUCUGUGACUGGAACUCUGUGACUGUGACUGUAACUCUGUGACUGUAACUCUGUGACUGUAACUCUGUGACUGUAACUCUGUGACUAACUCUGUGACUGUAACUCUGUGACUGUGACUGUAACUCUGUGACUGUAACUCUGUGACUAACUCUGUGACUGUAACUCUGUGACUGUAACUCUGUGACUAACUCUGUGACUGUAACUCUGUGACUGUGACUGUAACUCUGUGACUGUAACUCUGUGACUGUAACUCUGUGACUGUAACUCUGUGACUGUAACUCUGUGACUGUAACUCUGUGACUGAUGAUGGCCCACAGUAGCCAUAGUCACAUAUUCAUGGGGAAUAAUUCUGUGGCGUAAAUAUCAUGAACGUGCAAAGCAGUAAAACUCUGUUUAUACAGUCUGUUAGCCACUCUGAGGACAAAUCAGAUGCCCCUGUAAUGAACUGUAGUUGCUGCUUCUCUCUCCACUAGAGACCUCUGUCUCAUCCCUGGGGCUGGUAACUUGUUGACUUGGGUCCUAGUUCCAAUGUAACCCAGGCUCUGUCUCUACUUAUAAGAACGGUGGAGGAGGAGGAGGAGGAGCAGGAGGAGGCAGUGCCAGUGGAGAGUUUAUCUGUAGUCGUUGGGACAGCCUGCGGCGCCUCACCCUCGAGAGACUGGUCCAUGGGAGGAGGGCGAGGUCAAGGGAGCACUUAGCCACGUCAGGGGGGCACAGGGACAGUUAUACCUCUGCUGGCCUGCUGGCCCCCGUUUUCCCUGGUCAGUCACGGCCCCUCCCUCGCUACGAGUCCACCGGGUCCCGGCCCCUUCCUCGCUACGAGUCCACAGGCAGCUGCAAGCUGUGUCGCCAGACAGCAGAGCUCUGGGAGAGAGGCCUGAACCACUCUGCUCCCUCUGUCUGCAGCCCUGUACACACCACUGGUAGGAGGACAAAGGGGACACAGGAAGCAUCUAGAAUACAGUCAGUGUAUUGUAAUGCUUCAGAUUUUCAUCUUGUCACUACUUUCAUUGCCUUUUAUCGCUUUCUUUACAGGACGUAUUUUAUAAUAUGUGUGAUUGUAAUCCUCAUCAUCACUGUGCCUAGUUACUGUUUCUGCUGGGUUUGAUCGUCUUGUUAAUGAUCAUGAAUAUUUCAGCUUUAUUUCUCUUCCAUCUUCUCCUCUGACCUCUAACCUCUGACCUCUACGACUGUCUUCCUCCUUCACCUGUGGAGAUAAAACCUUGCCCGAGGACAAACAGAACGGAGACAACAGGAAUCACGACCUAGGAAAGGGGGACUACGCCUACCCUCCCUCUCACUGGAAGGGCCCCCUCCCAACCACCAGCCUGACCAUCCCUAACUCCCCUAUCUGUCACCCCCGUAAGAUCCUAACUCCUGGUAGUGGUGGUGGUGGCCACCGGGCUCGGACGGCUCCCUCUAGCCCCGUAACCAGGCAACGGAGAUGGCUAGGCUCCCAGAACGGACCUAGCCGGGACCCCUCUCUGGAUCUGACCGAGCAGCCCAGCCUGGAUGAGCUGAAGAGUGCGGUCGAGUCUGUAGCCAGCAGUAUAGAGAACAGCAGUAGUGGUGUCCGUGACCUGGGCCAGAAGAUGGUGUCCGCCACAGAGCUGAUGUCAGAUAGCGUGGAGGAGAAUGCUCUUGCUCUCAACCUGUUAGUGGAGGUGGUUGAUAAACUGCAGGGACUCAUUAUUGCGUCCAAGUCUCCCAAAACGCCACCUCCACCACCUCCUCCACCCAAAAUCUUCCCUUCACCUCCCUCUCCUCCUCCACCACCUCCUCCUCCUCAUCCUCGAGUCAAACUCUUCCCAUCUCCUCCCCCUAGCUGCUUAUCCUCCUCCUCCUCCUCUUCCUCCUCUUCCUCAUCCUCCUCCAUCUGUGCCUAUAUGGAUAGUCACCUCUCACCUCCAGGUUCCAGGAAGUGUUCCUCGGUCUCGGGUCAGAACAGCAUCAAUAAGAGGUGGGUGACCAUCAGUGGUCCUCCUCAGAGACCCGGUAACAGACAGGCCCGUCUCCCCAACGGGUUCUCUGGUUCAGGUUCUAGAACACUGGAGGGUUCUAGAACAGAGGAGGACCAGAACACCACAAGGUGCUUUUCCAGUAAGAAGAAGAAGUAACCCUCAGGAUCCUGGUCUCCUCUCCUUCCUUCAUCUGCUCUGCCGUCUUCAGCAACGAACAUAACCGUGAAAGGGAAAUAGACUGAGUUCAGUUGACGGGGUUAUCACCCCUAGUGUUCUGCCUCCUGUAUUUGGACUGUGGACCUCCUAUGAUCUCAGUCAAAGGUACAGCGGUAUAACUACAUCCCUUAAUUCCAGUGAAUAGCUUACCAUCUCUCCUUCGUCUUGUCUUCAUUGAAUUUAACCAUUCCACCCCGUUGCUGGCUACUCUGCCUGACUUUCUGGCAUCUCUUCAUUCUCGCAAAUUAGAUUAAACCUUCCAUCAUCCUCUGCCUCCUGUGUCCUGCUGUUUCAGAUCAUUCAUUUCCUCCUGAUCACGUGUUCCCACCUGCAUCAGCUUGACAGGGUACUUUUUGUUGAUCGUCACCGUGUCCAAUCCUAAUCGCUUUACUCAUUUCCUCUUCAAACCCUCCCAUGAGCCAGAAUGUGUCUCCAUUCACACAGAACACUUCAAUUACAGUGAGGGAAAAAAGUAUUUGAUCCCCUGCUGAUUUUGUACGUUUGCCCACUCACAAAGACAUGAUCAGUCUAUAAUUUUAAUGGUAGGUUUAUUUGAACAGUGAGAGACAGAAUAACAACAAAAGAAUCCAGAAAAACGCAUGUCAAAAAUGUUAUAAAUUGAUUAGCAUUUUAAUGAGAGAAAUAAGUAUUUGGACCCCCUCUCAAUCAGAAAGAUUUCUGGCUCCCAGGUGUCUUUUAUACAGGUAACGAGCUGAGAUUAAGAGCACACUCUUAAAGGGAGUGCUCCUAAUCUCAGUUUGUUACCUGUAUAAAAGACACCUGUCCACAGAAGCAAUCAAUCAAUCAGAUUCCAAACUCUCCACCAUGGCCAAGACCAAAGAGCUCUCCAAGGAUGUCAGGGACAAGAUUGUAGACCUACACAAGGCUGGAAUGGGCUACAAGACCAUCGCCAAGCAGCUUGGUGAGAAGGUGACAACAGUUGGUGCGAUUAUUCGCAAAUGGAAGAAACACAAAAGAACUGUCAAUCUCCCUCGGCCUGGGGCUCCAUGCAAGAUCUCACCUCGUGGAGUUGCAAUGGUCAUGAGAACAGUGAGGAAUCAGCCCAGAACUACACGGGAGGAUCUUGUCAAUGAUCUCAAGGCAGCUUGGACCACAGUCACCAAGAAAACAAUUGGUAACUCAUUACGCCGUGAAGGACUGAAAUGCUGCAGAGCCCGCAAGGUCCCCCUGCUCAAGAAAGCACAUAUACAGGCCCGUCUGAAAUUUGCCAAUGAACAUCUGAAUGAUUCAGAGGAGAACUGGAUGAAAGUGUUGUGGUCAGAUGAGACCAAAAUCGAGCUCUUUGGCAUCAACUCAACUCGCCGUGUUUGGAGGAGGAGGAAUGCUGCCUAUGACCCCAAGAACACCAUCCCCACCGUCAAACAUGGAGGUGGAAACAUUAUGCUUUGGGGGUGUUUUUCUGCUAAGGGGACAGGACAACUUCACUGCAUCAAAGGGACGAUGGACAGGGCCAUGUACCGUCAAAAUCUUGGGUGAGAACCUCCUUCCCUCAGCCAGGGCAUUGGAAAUGGGUCGUGGAUGGGUAUUCCAGAAUGACAAUUACCCAAAACACACGGCCAAGGCAACAAAGGAGUGGCUCAAGAAGAAGCACAUGAAGGUCCUGGAGUGGCCUAGCCAGUCUCCAGACCUUAAUCCCAUAGAAAAUCUGUGGAGGGAGCUUAAGGUUCGAGUUGCCAAACGUCAGCCUCGAAACCUUAAUGACUUGGAGAAGAUCUGCAAAGAGGAGUGGGACAAAAUCCCUCCUGAGAUGUGUGCAAACCUGGUGGCCAACUACAAGAAACGUCUGACCUCUGUGAUUGCCAACAAGUGUUUUGCCACCAAGUACUAAGUCAUGUUUUGCAGAGGGUCCAAAUACUUAUUUCCCUCAUUAAAAUGCAAAUCAAUUUAUAACAUUUUUGACAUGCGUUUUUCUGGAUUUUGUUGUUGUUUUUCUGUCUCUCACUGUUCAAAUGAACCUACCAUUAAAAUUAUAGACUGAUCAUGUCUUUGUCAGUGGGCAAAUGUACAAAAUCAGCAGGGGAUCAAAUACUUUUUUCCCCUCACUGUAGGUAGUUAGGUUUUUCACCUUUUUGUGUCAAAUAACUGCAUGUGCUGACUUUUUUUCCUCUUGUACCCACCAGGGAGCCACGAUAAAGAAGGAUGAGGACACAGGAGAGAUCUUCAUAGCCAGGGUGAUACAUGGAGGCCUUGCGGAUCGCAGUGGUGAGUCUGUCUGACUGGGUUCAUUCAGACAUAAUAUUUACCUUUUCUUCUCAAAUGUGACAAUUUUGCCGCAUUUACCUAGCCUUGACUUCCAGUCUUUUACAUAAAAUGUGUACUUUUUGUGUGGCUAAUAUAGAAACAAUUGUCUGACUUGAGAGACUAGCAUUUACCUGAUCGUGAUGACCUCUAUAAUACCUCUUAGUGACUUGCUACUGCCUGUGUGUUUGGUGUUCAGGUCUUCUGCAUCCAGGGGAUCUGCUGGUGGAGGUGAAUGGGAACCCUGUGGAAGGACUGGACCCAGAACAGGUCAUACAGAUACUGGUCAGUUCUUUUCCUCUCUCUCUCUCUGUCUCUGUCUCUGUCUCUGUCUCUGUCUCUGUCUCUGUCUCUCUCUCUCUCUCUCUCUGUCUCUCUCUCUCUCUGUCUCUCUCUCUCUGUAUCUCUAUCUCUCUCUCUGUCUCUGUCUCUGUCUGUCUCUCUCUCUGUCUGUCUGUCUCUCUCUCUCUCUCUCUCUCUCUCUCUCUCUCUCUCUCUCUCGCUCUCUCUCUCUCUCUCUCUGUGUCUCUCUCUCAUUGUGUCUCUCUCUCUCUCUCUGUCUGUCUCUCUGUCUCUCUCUCUCUCUGUGUCUCUCUCUCUCCCUGUGUCUCUCUGUCUCUCUCUCUUUCUUUCUGUGUGUCUCUCUCUCUCUUUCUGUCUCUCUCUCUCUCUCUCUCUGUAUCUCUCUCUGUGUAUCUCUCUCUCUCUCUCUCUGUCUCUCUGUCUCUGUGUCUCUCUCAUCUCUUUAUUGUUCUGGUUUAAACUCAUCCCUCUAGGUCCAAUCUCAAGGCACUAUCUUGUUCAAAGUGAUUCCAAACACACCACAAUCAACUAAGAGCCAACAGCCAGCCUUGGUGAGUUCCCCAUAAUAAUCUCUCAAGAAUCCAGUUUCCAAAUAGCGUGUGUGUUGUUUGUUUACUCAUGUACUUCCCUCUCUUCUUCUUCUUCUUCUUCUUCUUCUUCUUCGUCUUCUCUCUCCCCAGCUGUAUGUGCGGGCCAUGGUAGACUACUGCCCCCUGCAGGACCCAGCUAUCCCCUGUCCUGACGCUGGCAUAGUCUUCAGUAGAGGAGACCUGCUGGAGAUAGUCGACCAGACAGACGUCCACUGGUGGCAGGCUAGGAAGCUGCCCAGUGCCUCAGCCUGCGCCGGCCUCAUCCCCUCCACCAGCCUGUUCAAGAGGUGGGGGUGACAGAGAGGCAGACAGACAGACAGACAUAAACACCACAGCCUUCACAAGAUCACCACCCGGGAUCAAUUCCAUUUCAAUUCAGUCAAUCAGUUUACUUCCUUAAUUGACUGAAUGAAAACGGAAUUGACCCCAACCCUGGAAGACUCCUAACUUAACCAGAAGCCAGACCAACACAACACAGUUAUAACAUUCAGAACAUUUAAGAGGUUUAGCUUCAAUAUGAUAAAAUCAGUCUUUGAGAAUCUGAAUAUAUUUCAAAUAUUGAACUUGUUGAUGUGCCUCUCUCAGGGGUAAAAUGUAUCCGUCACUACGACGGAUUUCUGUCAUAUACAGUGCCUUCGGAAAGUAUUCAGACCCCUUGACUUUUUCCACAUUUUGUUACAUUACAGACUUAUUCUAAAAUGGGUUAAAUUGUUUUUUUCCCCUCAUCAAUCUACACACAAUACCCCAUAAUGACAAAGUAAAAACCAGUUUUUAGAUUUUUGUGCAAAUUAAAUAAAAAUAAAAAACGGAAAUAUUACAUUUACAUAAGUAUUCAGACCCUUUACUCAGUACUUUGUUGAAAGCACCUUUGGCAGUGAUUACAGCCUUGAGUCUUCUUGGGUAUGACACUACAAGCUUGGCCUGUAUUUGGGGAGUUUCUCCCAUUCUUCUCUGCAGAUCCUCUCAAGCUCUGUCAAGUUAGAUGGGGAGUGUCGCUUGGAGAUGACAUAGUCUGUCUGUUCUAUGAAAUAUUCCCAAUAUAUUAUAAAUGUAUUCUCUAUUAUGCUGUGUACACUGAACUGACAUGCAUGAUUGUUGCUGACACUGAUGUUCAGAAGAAUAUAGGGGUAUAUAGGGGAUGUCAAGUAUUCCCUCGUGGACCCCAGAGGCUUCACUGGAACCAGGGUCAUAAGGACAGUUGGAACUUAACCCAGGUCAGUGUGCUCAUCCUGCUCAGUUCCCAUGGAAACCUCUGGUCAUGACUCCGCUGAGGUGCCCCCUGCCUCCUGCUCCACAUGGUCAUCUGGCGUCUUUAUUGAACGACAUUGAGUCCACUUUUCUCUUUUUCUCCUCACUCAUUAUUAAUGUCAACGUUUUCAAGCAUUGACUGUCUGAACGUAGAUUCGAAUUGAGAGCGGGAGCACAGUGACUGUCUGAAUGUAGCUACUAGGUUACAGUGUCAUCUAUCAGAGUGUGUUUAUAUAGCAUGGAAGAAGUCAUUUUUAGGCCCAAAAACACGCAACUCAGAUAUGACAUUUAUAUAUUUAAAAAAUGGCUUACGGGCCAUACUUUUCCCCCCUCUGCCUUAAAGCAUGAUGGUCAUUACUUCUUUUUACAUUAAAUGGUAGGCUACCUCUUCAGACAAUCGAUCUGAGAUCAACUUGAGUUUCAGUCAUGGGAUUUUGUUGUUGUUGCUUUCAACCCCUGGCCUCUCUGUUCUCCAGCAAACAGAGGGAGACAUGGUGGUCACAGCCUUUCCAGGCCCACACCUGCAUCAAACCCUGUGAGUAACAACACUCCACUAACCCUAACUAACUACCACUACACUAACCUCUUAGACUGUCUGUAUCCAGUACCAGAUCAAUGUGCAAGGGGUACAAGGUAUACUAUGUAGUAUGUAUAUGUAGAGUGUGUAUGGGUGUGUCUGUGCCUGUGUGUGUCUCUUCAAAGUCCAAGGUAUACUAUAUAGUAUCACCUACACUAUAGACUCUGUUGCCCACAAGUCUAUCUGUAUUUAUUAUGGAUCCCCAUUAGUUCCUGCCAAGGCAGUAGCUACUCUUCCUGGGGUUUAUGAUGGAUCCCCAUUAGUUCCUGCCAAGGCAGCAGCUACUCUUCCUGGGGUUUAUUAUGGAUCCCCAUUAGUUCCUGCCAAGGCAGCAGCUACUCUUCCUGGGGUUUAUUAUGGAUCCCCAUUAGUUCCUGCCAAGGCAGCAGCUACUCUUCCUGGGGUUUAUUAUGGAUCCCCAUUAGUUCCUGCCAAGGCAGCAGCUACUCUUCCUGGGGUCCAGCAACAUUAAGGCAGUUAUAUACAAUUAAAAAUAUUACAUGACAUUAUAAUUUCAUAACACUUUUCACAACACGUUAAGUGUGUUCCCUCAGGCCCCUACUCUACUACCACAUAGGUAAAACACAAAAUCCAUAUGUACGUGUGUGUAUAGUGUGUGUGCGUGUGUAGAGUGUGUGUGUGUGUGUAUAUUGUGUGUGUGUGUAGAGUGUGUCUGUACCUGUGUGUGUCUCUUCAAAGUCCCCGCUGUUCCAUAAGGUGUAUUUUUAUCUGUUUUAAAAAAAAAAUCUGAUUCUACUGCUUGCAUCAGUUACCUGAUGUGGAAUAGAGUUCCAUGUAGUCAUGGCUCUAUGUAGUACUGUGCGCCUCCCGUAGUCUGUUCUGGACUUGGGGACUGUGAAGAGACCUCUGGUGGCAUGUCUUGAGGGGUAUGCAUGUGUCUGAGUUGUGUACUAGUAGUUUUAAACAGACAGAUCGGUGCAUUCAACAUGUCAAUACUUCUUACAAAACAAGUAGUGAUGAAGUCAAUCUCUCCUCUACUUUGAGCCAGGAGAGACUGACAUACAUAGCAUGAAUGUUAGCUCUCCGUGUACUUUUAAGGGCCAGCCGUGCUGCCCUGUUCUGAGCCAAUUGUAAUUUUCCUAAGUCCCUCUUUGUGGCACCUGAUCACACGACUGAACAGUAGUCCAGGUGUGACAAAACUCGAGUCUGAAUGACCGGCCUUGUUGAUAGUGCUGUUAAGAAGGCAGAACAGCGCUUUAUUAUGGACAGACUUCUCCCCAGCUUAGCUACUGUUGUAUCAACAUGUUUGAGUUUAGUCACCUCAACUUGCAUUGCAAGAUUCAGUUGAGGUUUAGGGUUUAGUGAAUGAUUCAUCCCAAAUACAAUGCUUUUAGUUUUUUUAAUAUUUAGGACUAACUUAUUUCUUGCCACCCAUUCUGAAACAGACUACAGCUCUUUGUUAAGUGUCGCAGUGAUUUUUCACUCGCUGUAGUAGCUGAUGUGUAUAGUGUUGAGUCAUUCGCAUACAUUGACAUACUGUCAAUAGUAAAGAUUGAAAAAAGUAAGGGGCCUAGACAGCUGCCCUGGGGAAUGCCUGAUUCUACCUGGAUUAUGUUUGAGAGGCUUCCAUUAAAGAAACCCUCUGUGUUUUGUUAGACAGGUAACUCUUUAUCCACAAUAUAGCAGGGGGUGUGAAGCCAUAACACAUACGUUUUUCCUGCACCAUUCUAUGAUCGAUAAUGUAAAAAGCCACACUGAAGUCUAACAAAACAGCCCCCACAAUCUUUUUAUCAUCAAUUUCUCUCAGCCAAUCAUCAGUCAUUUGUGUAAGUGCCGUGCAUGUUGAAUGUCCUUCCCUAUAAGCGUGCUGAAAGUAUGUUGUCAAUUUGUUUACUGUAAAAUAGCAUUGUAUCUAGUCAAACACAAUUUUUUCCAAAAGUUUACUAAGGGUUGGUAACAGGCUGAUUGGUCGGCUAUUUGAGCCAGUAAAGGGGGCUUUACUAUUCUUAGGUAGCGGAAUGACUUUUGCUUCCCUCCAGGCCUGAGGGCACACACUUUCUAGUAGGCUUACAUUGAAGAUAUGGCAAAUAGGAGUGGCAAUAUCAUCCGCUAUUAUCCUCAGUAAUUUUCCAUCCAAGUUGUCAGACCCAAGGUGGCUUGUCAUUUUUUCACCUCUUCCACACUCACUUUACGGAAUUCAAAAUUACAAUGCUUGUCUUUCAUAAUUUGGUCAGUUAUACUUGGAUGUGUAGUGGACAGAGUACCGGUUUCCAGGCCAAGAUUUACAGUCUGUAAUUGACAGCGGCCCCUUUCAAACCAUCACAAGACCAAUAAAACUGCACUCCCUUUCUCGCUUUACAACUCUGAAUGGCCCUGAGAAAGUCAAGAGACCGAAACCAGUCCCUCUGCAAGUCAGUAGAACGCCUGGUGAUCUGCAUCCCAAGGAGAGAGUCCGGAAUUGUUACUCUUUGUAAGAAAGAGAAAAUAGCGCCAAGAGUGAAAAAGGACAUUUAAACACGUUUUCUUAUCAAAGUAUUAAACUGUUCGACUCAUUACAUUACACUCUGCUCACUCACAAUGAACCGCUGAGUCUGAUCUCUCCCAAAACCGCUGAGUCUUAUCCCUCCCAAAACCCGAACAUUGUUUUGCACCCCAGUGCCUUAACAAACAUUAUCUCUUUGCGCUGAACAAAUUGAGAACUCAACUUAGAAAGCGCAAAGAGCUUCUAUGCAUGCGAGCCCCGACGAGGGAAGAAGCUUCUUCGAGCAAAAGCUCAAACGACGACAACACCACUGACCCGUUUCCCUCCACUGUAUAUAUAUUUUCUGUUGUAUUUCUGACUUUAUGUUUUUUUUUUUACCCCAUAUGUAACUCUGUGUUGUUUUUAUUGCACUACUUUGCUUUAUCUUGGCCAGGUCGCAGUUGUAAAUGAGAACCUGUUCUCAACUGGCUUACCUGGUUAAAUAAAGGUGAAAUAAAAAAAUUAAAAAAGUUUCCCUCCGUCAUAACAGAAACCCAACUGCACCAGACAACACUCAGCAAAAAAUCCAUGUAAAUACAUAAUUUCAUUGAAUUUCCCUUUACGUGACGCUGUGUCUGUAUAAAAGUGGUGUCAGUAACUGAUUAUUAUAUGACUGUUAGUCUUAAUUACAUAUUAGUCCGCCUGUAGGGCGGCAGGUAGCUUAGUGGUUAAGAGCUUUGUGUCAGUAACCGAAAAGUCGCUGGUUCUAAUCCCCUGGCCGACUAGGUGAAAAAUCUGUCAAUGUACCCUUGAGCGAGGUACUUAACCCUAAUUGCUCAUGUAAGUCGCUCUGGAUAAGAGCGUCUGUAAAAUGUAAAUGUAAUAUCAUUCGGAUGUGAAUUGAUAGUCUAGCCCAACUGGCAAUUCCUGGUUGUUGAAACUAUAAUUAUAAUGAUAUAAUUUCCCAGUUGUGAAAGCAGAUCUUGGUGGAGUCUCUCAUAUUUUCUCUCUCAACUGAUAAGACCAUCUCGUUACUAUUGUAUCUGAUAACUACCUCAUUUUUCACCUUAUUUAGUCUAGUAAAUAAAACCUUAAAUUAAUUAUUUGUGGCCAUGGGUUAAUUUACAAGCGAUUGGGUUCUUGAAGUUUCCGAGCUCGACGACAGUUCAGAAUGAGAAUAUGGUAAAUUGACUGUUAAGACUAUGGUUGAUAUUGGAUUGGUAUAAUGGUUAAUGAUAACUACUGAUAGAGUUAAUUCAAGGGUUCUCUCUAUAUCAACACCCUUAACGGUGCCCCUCUUCAGUUAAUCUGGAAAGGAUAUAUUCCAGUAAUGAAUCAGUAAAUGAUCUUGAAUAUCCAUAGCUAAAGUCACAACAUAGUUUUUUACAUUGGAUAAAAGUUGAGACUCGGAGCUAAAAAAUUGUAUAUCAUACACUACAGUUGAGGAAUAAUGGGAAAGUAAUUCUGCUUUGAAAGUUGAUAAACUUGCAACACAACUUUUGAGAAAAUGGCCCUUGAAUGUUUUGGUACACCUACUGGAGAGCUCUUCUUUGUCUACACCCAUUCAGCAUCGUUCACACCCUCUUAAGCCUUAGCCCCACCCAUCUCUUUAAGGAUUCACAUGUGAGGCCAUGUGGUAAACACACACUACAUCAAAUAAAAUCUAAGUUUAUUUGUCACAUGCACAGGAUACAGAAGGUGGAAACGGUACAGUGAAGUGGUUACUUGCAAUAUAAAAAACAGAAAGUGUCCAAAUAUUUUAUCAUUAUUAGAUGAUGCUUACCUGACACACUUGUCUAAAUUGAUGGGUCAUGUGAAAUAAAUGCUAUAACCACCCACCAGUCACAUCUAGCUGAGUGGAUGGGUCACUAUUGACUAGACAUGUUCAUGAAAUACAAUAGAUUUACAUUUACAUAUUAGUCAUUUAGCAGAUGCUCUCUUAUCCAGAGCGACUUACAGUUAGUGAGUGCAUACACUUUUUUCAUAGUUAGAUGGCUGUAAUCACCCCCAGACACACUUAGCUAAUUUGAUGGGUCAUGUAAUAAUCCGGCCGAAGUGGAGUCUUUUUUGUUUAGACAUGUAGCUAGCUAGGUAGCUAGCUAGCUAAACAAUGAACUGGCAUAAUCCCAACUCAUAAAUCUACCGAUACAAACAUUGCCAUAGCUGUAGUAUGAAUCUGCAGGUAGCUUAAGCUAACAAACUAGGUUCAAUGUUAACUAGCUAACAUUAGGCUAUAACUAGCAAUGCAAAUGAUUUUCUGAUUCAAAUAAUAUCACUACACAGAUCAUACACGUAACGUUAGCUAGCAGGCCAGCAAGCUAUAUGUUCAGUGCAUUCGGAAAGUAUUCAGACCUCUUGACUUUUUCCACAUUUUGUUACGUUACAGCCUUAUUCUGAAAAUGAUUAAAUUGUUUUUUCCCCUCAUCAAUCGACACACAAUACCCCAUAAUGACGAAGCAAAAGCAGGUUUUUAACAUUGUUAACAAAUAAAAUUGAAAAAUGAAAUAUCACAUUUACAUAAGUAUUCAGACCCUUUACUCAGUACUUUGUUAAAGCACCUUUGGCAGCGAUUACAGCCUUGAGUCUUCUUGGGUAUGGCGCUACAAGCUUGGCACACCUGUAUUUGGGGAGUUUCUCCCAUUCUUCUCUGAAGAUCCUCUUUAGCUCUGUCAGGUUGGAUGGGGAGUGUCGCAGCACACCUAUUUUCAGGUCUCUCCAGAGAUGUUAAAUCGGAUUCAAGUCCGGGCUCUGGCUGGGCCACUCAAGGACAUUCAGAGACUUACAUUUACAUUUUAGUCAUUUAGCAGACGCUCUUAUCCAGAGCGACUUACAUGAGCAAUUAGGGUUAAGUGCCUUGCUUAAGGGCACAGACAGAUUUUCCACCUAGUCGGCUCGGGGAUUAGAACCAGCGAUCUUUCGCUUACUGGCACAACGCUCUUACCCACUAAGAUACCUGCCGCCCUUCGGCGGUGUCCCGAAGCCACUCCUGCGUUGUCUUGGCUGUGUGCUUAGGGUCGUUGUCCUAAUGGAAGGUGAACCUUCGCCCCAGUCUGAGGUCCUGAGCACUCUGGAGCAGGUUUUCAUCAACGAUCUCUCUGUACUUUGCUCCGUUCAUCUUUCCCUCGAUCCUGACUAGUCUCCCAGUCCCUGCCACUGAAAUACAUCCCCACAGCAUGAUGCUGCCACCACCACGCUUCACCGUAGGGAUGGUGCCAGGUUUCCUCCAGACGUGACGCUUGGCAUUCAGGUCAAAGAGUUCAAUCUUGGUUUCAUCAGACCAGAGAAUCUUGUUUCUCAUGGUCUGAGAGUCUUUAGUUGCCUCUUGGCAAACUCCAAACUCCAAGCGGGCUGUCAGUUGCCUUUUACUGAGGAGUGGCUUCCGUCUGGUCACUCUACCAUAAAUGCCUGCUUCGUGGAGUACUGCAGAGAUAGUUGUUCUUCUGGAAGGUUCUCCCAUCUCCCCAGAGGAACUCUAGAGCUCUGUCAGAGUGACCAUCGGUUUCUUGGUCACCUCCCUGACCAAGGCCCUUCUCCCCCAAUUGCUCAGUUUGGCCGGGCGGCCAGCUGUAGGAAGAGUCUUGGUGGUUCCAAACUUCUUCCAUUUAAGAAUGAUGGAGGCCACUGUGUUCUUGGGGACCUUCAAUGCUGCAGAAAUAUUUUGGUACCCUUCCCCAGAUCUGUGCCUCAACACAAUCCUGUCUCUGCGCUCUACAGACAAUUCCUUCGACCUCAUGGCUUGGUUUUUGCUCUGACAUACACUGUCAACUGUGGGACCUUUUAUAUAGACAGGUGUGUGCCUUUCCAAAUCAUGUCCAAUCAAUUGAAUUUACCACAGGUGGACUCCAAUCAAGUUGUAGAAACAUCUCAAGGAUGAUCAAUGGAAACAGGAUGCACCUGAGCUCAACUUCGAGUCGCAUAGCAAAGUGUCUGAAUACUUGUGUAAAUAAGGUAUUUCUGUUUUAGUUUUUUAUACAUUUGCAAACAUUUUCAAAAAACCUGUUUUCGCUUUAUCAUUAUGUGGUAUUGUGUGUAGAUUGCUGAGGAAAUGUUUUUAUUUAAUCCAUUUUAGAAUAAGGCUGUAACGUAACAAAAUGUGGAAAAAGUAAAGGUGUCUGAAAUCUAUAGCUCCAUUGAGCUAUAAAACAACGGUAUUGCCUCCACCAUGAGGUCUGAAAAUGUAUAAUGAGCUCACUUUGUGUUGGUAAAGGAAUAGCGCCUUGGCAUAUUUUUCCUGUUCUCAUAUUCUGAGAUUUCUCAGCCUAAAUAAUUAGCCAGAGGGCUAAUUCAAAGAAAGAGACACACUAAGGUAUACCCUUAGUGUCACGCGAAACAUGUAAUCCCCUGUGUAAAUUCACUGUUAAGACUAUUGUUGAUAUAGGAUUGGUAUUAAGGUUAAUGAUAACUACUGAUAAAGCUAAUUCAAUGGUUCUCUCCAGAUCAAAACCUUUAAUGGUGCCCCUCUUCGGUUAAUUUGGAAAGGAUAAAAAAAUGUAUUAGAGUAAUUAGAUCAAAUAAUUAUUCUAGUAAUUGUUCAGGAAAUUAUCUAGCCGAAGUCACAACAAUCUAUAGUUUUAUUUUUGGACAAGACGCAUAGUUUGUAAAAGAAGCUCCACAGUCAGUCAAGCUUCAGCCCUUCGCGUGUUUGGUGUUUCAGCCCUUAACAUGAGUUUUGUUUCCUUUUGCCUUCUCUGCUGACCCUAAGUGAACGUGGUUGGUGAUGGUACGUAUAUAUAUAUACACACAUAUACAUUGGGAGGGGAAAUAACAAAGUAGCAGAACUUGGAUUUGUCUUGAUCUUGACAGUAUUUCUGUUUGACCAUCUGUUUUCUCUUCCAGAGGACGACGUUAAGACCAACGAUGAGAAGGGAGUCAUAGCAGGUCAUUUUUACAUUUACAUUUUAGUCAUUUAGCAGACGCUCUUAUCCAGAGCGACUUACAGUUAGUGCAUACAUUCUUUUUUAUUUUUCAUACUGCCCCCCCCCCCGUGGGAAUCGAACCCACAACCCUGGCGUUGCAAACGCCAUGCUCUACCAACUGAGCUAAUCUGAGCUAAUCACAUUCCGUUUGAUAUCACGUUUAUAAUAAGCAUAUCUAUUGUAUACUAACUACUAUCGAUACAUAAUAACAGGCAGUGAAUUAACACUUUUUUUUAUCUUUCUAUAGCUGAAGAAGAUUUUGAAUCUGGUAGGUAAGUCUUUAUAGAGUCAUGGUAUAGAAAUUGAUAGAUUCUGUAAAUGUUUUGAAAGGCACUAAUGUAAUACUGCAAAAAAUGUGGCAAAGCAAUUAACUUUUUGUCCUGAAAACAAAGUGUUAUGUUUGUUAUCGUUAAGGGUUGGGGAGUGUAUCAGGAUUUAAAAAAAAACAGAAUAGAGCUAAGCACAGGCAGAAUCCUAGAGAAAAACCUGGUUCAGUCUGCUUUCCAGCAGACACUGGGGAGAUGAAUUAACCUUUCAGCAGAACAACAACAUAAAAACACUGGAGAUGCUUACUAAGAAGACAGUGAAUGUUUCUGAGUUUCCGAAUUAUAGAUUUGACUUAAAUCUACUUCAAAAAUCUGUGGCAAGACCUGAAAAUGGUUGUCUAGCAAUGAUCAACAACCAAUUUGACAGAGCGUGAAGAAUUUGGAAAAUAAUGCAAUGUUGCACAAUCCAGGUGUGGAAAGCUUAGAGACUUACCCAGAAAGACUCACAGCUGUAAUCGCUGCAAAAGGUGCUACAAAUAUUUGACUCAGCGGUGUGAAUACCUAUGCAAAUUAGAUAUUUCUGUAUUUUCAUUUUCAAUAAAUGUGUAGAAAAUGGGUGUAGAUGGGUGGGGAAAAAAUAAUAUUUUUUUCAAUUUUGAAUUCAGGCUGUAACACAACAAAAUGUGGAAUAAGUCAAGGGGUGAUAAAUACUUUCUGAAGCACAAUAUCAAAUAAUAUUGUAAUGAAUUUUCCCAGUGUAUUCCGAAGAGGCUGAGGAAGGAACUCAUAUGAUGGAUGGCGUCUACAUCUGUAAGCUGUUUUUGAUUGACAAUUUGAUUGACACUUUUAAUCAAUAAUUGUUAUUUUUGUAAGAUGAUGCCACACCAUAGAUUUACAGCUUUUGUUGUUGUUGUUGUUGUUGAUGUUAAUUUAGUUGUUGUUUUUGUUGUUGAUGUUUCCAGCGGGGUUCCGGUGUAGCUUCCGUCUGUGGCGGAGGAUGACGUCGUGCUCUCCCAACAGCUGGGCUCUGUCCAGCCCCUACGAAGAGGUGGUCAGCUACCAGAGACAGCCUGACGACCCACACAGACUGGUCAUCCUCGUAGGUGACGAGCUCACUGCUUAUAUAUCGUUCAUAUUCUGUAUCAGAGGAAAGAAUGAUGAUAAUAAAAUAUUGGUUUCUUGUCCAGAAAUGAGCCCUUCCUAACCCCUUUCUGAGACAGCACUACACACACACAGCUUAUAGGUUUGGAGUAUCACAUCUGCUGUAGUGUGUAGUGGUGUGUAGUGGUGUGUAACGCGUUGUGUUGUUUCUUCAGGUCCGUCUGGUGUAGGAGUGAAUGAGCUGAGGAAAAGACUGAUCAAACUCAACCCACACACCUUCCAGGGAAACGUGCCUCGUAAGUUCAUACUCCAUCUAUAGUGUCUAGUAUCAUACGUUCUAUUCCCUUAAAGUGCCCUUUUGUAGUUGGACGGAAAUUAUCCAACUGAUGUGUAGAAAUGAUAAUAAUAAACUACAUUUAUCAAUCUGACUCCAUUAUUAUGUAAAUAAGUGCAAAACAGGCGUCUCUAGAGGGUCUAGUCAAGGCCUUACAGCACCACCUAGCAUGACUAUAACUUGUCUAACUUGCACCGUUAUGCAAUUAUUAAAAGGUACGCUAUGCAGGAAUUGCUCCGCCAUUUCCUGGUUAAUACAAUUCUAUAACUCGCAUUUCUAUGUGAAUUUUGUUCUGGGUCACCCAAAAAGUUACAUAUUGCAGCCACUCCCGUUGCUGACAGGUGUAUAAAAUCGAGCACACCGCCAUGCAAUCUCCAUAGACAAACAUUGGCGGUAGAAUGGCCUUACUGAAGAGCUCAAAGACUUUCAACGUGGCACCGUCAUAGGAUGCCACCUUUACAACAAGUCAGUUGGUCAAAUUUCUGCCCUGCUAGAGCUGCCCCGGUCAACUGUAAGUGCUGUUAUUGUGAAGUGGAAACGUCUAGGAGCAACAACUGCUCAGCCGCAAAGUGGUAGGCCACACAAGCUCACAGAAUCGUCUGUCCUCGGUUGCAACGCUCACUACCGAGUUCCAAACUGCCUCUGGAAGUAACGUCAGCACAGGAACUGUUCGUAGGGAGCUUCACAAGCCUAAGAUCACCAUACGCAAUGCCAAGCAUCGGCUGGAGUGGUGUAAAGAUCGCCACCAUUGGACUCUGGAGCAGUGGAAACGCGUUCUCUGGAGUGAUGAAUCACGCUUCACCAUCUGGCAGUCCCACGGACAAAUUUCGGUUUGGCGGAAACAAGGAGAACGCUACCUUCCCAAAUGCAUAGUGCCAACUGUAAAGUUUGGUGGAGGAGGAAUAAUGGUCUGGGGCUGAUUUUUCAUGGUUCCGGGCUAGGCUUCUUAGUUCCAGUGAAGGGAAAUCUUAACAUUACAGCAUACAGUACAAUUACAUUCUAGACGAUUCUGUGCUUCCAACAGUUUGGAAAAGGCCCUUUCCUGUUUCAACGUGACAAUGCCCCCGUGCACAAAGCGAGGUCCAUACAGAAAUGCUCUGUCGAGAUCGGUGUGGAAGAACUUGACUGGCCUGCACAGAGCCCUGACCUCAACCCCAUCGAACACCUUUGGGAUGAAUUGGAAUGCCAACAUUUACAUAAGGCCUAAUUGCCCAACAUCAGUGCUCAACCUCACUAAUGCUCUUGUGGCUGAAUGGAAGCAAGUCCCCGCAGCAAUGUUCCAACAUCUAGUGGAAAGCCUUCCCAGAAGAGUGGAGGCUGUUAUGGCAGCAAAGGGGGGACCAACUCCAUAUUAAUGUCCAUGAUGUUGGAAUGAGAUGUUCGACGAGCAGGUGUCCACAUACUUUUGGUUAUGUAUCUCUGUACUGUAUGUCUCCUCUGUCUCCUCUGUCUCCUCUAUGUCUCCUCUAUGUCUCCUCUCCCCUCCAUGGCCUUUUAUCUUGUCACAUAACAGGAUUUACGUUCUGUUCUGACUGAUGGUAUUAUGUUGUUUUAGUGGUUGUCCUCUGUGGUGGAUGUUGUGAUGUGACGGGAUACAGGUUGGUUGUAAUUCUGUGUUGAUGGGUUGUCUUACAUCGUCCUCAGACACAACGCGACCAGCCAGAGAUGGAGAGGAGACUGGAAGAGAAUAUCAUUUUGUCACCAAAGAGCUGUUUGAGUACAUGGUGUGCAACCACAGGUAAUGCUAGUGAUUUGUUUUAUUUUUGUUUUAUUAUUUGUUUUAAUAAUUGCUAGUAGCCUAGCUGUUAGACUGUGCUUAGGGUUGUUGUCCUGUUGGAAGGUGAAUCUUCCCCCAGAGCUCCUGAGUGCUCUGGAGCAGGUUUUCAUCAAGGAUCUCUCUGUACUUUGCUCCGUUAAUCUUUCCCUCGAUCCUGACUAGUCUCCCAGUCCCUGCCACUGAAAAACAUCCCCACAGCAUGAUGCUGCCACCACCAUGCUUCACCGUAGGGAUGGUGCCAGGUUUCCUCCAGACGUGACGCUUGGCAUUCAGGCCAAAGAGUUCAAUCUUGUUUCAUCAUACCAGAUAAUAUUUUUUCUCAUGGUCUGAGAGUACUUUAGGCCUGAUUGGUGGAGUGCUGCAGAGAGGAUUAUCCUUCUGGAAGGUUCUCCCAUCUCCACAGAGGAACUCUAGAGCUCUGUCAGAGUGACCAUCCGGUUCUUGGUCACCUCUCUGACCAAGGCCCUUCUCCCCCGAUUGCUCAGUUUGGCCGGGCGGCCAGCUCUAGGAAUAGUCUUGGUGGUUCCAAACUUCUUCCAUUUAAGAAUGAUGGAGGCCACUGUGUUCUUGGGGACCUUCAAAGCUGCAGAAAUGUUUUGGUACCCUUCCCCAGAUCUGUGCCUCGACACAAUCCUGUCUCGGCGCUCUACGGACAAUUCCUCACGAUCUCAUGGCUUGGUUUUUGUUCUGACAUGCACUGUCAACUGUGGGACCUUAUAUUUAUAUAUAUAUAUAUAUAUAAGGUGUGUGCCUUUCCAAAUCACGUCCAAUCAAUUGAAUUUACCAUAGGGGUCCAAUCAAGUUGUAGAACUAUCUCAAGGAUGAUCAAUGGAAACAGGAUGCACCUGAGCUCAAUUUCGAAUCUCAUAGCAAAGGGUCUGAAUAUACUUAUGUAAAUACGUUUACUUAUGUAAAUAAGGUAUUUCUGUUUGUAAUUUUUUAAUACAUUUGCGAAAAUGUCUCUACCUGUUUUCGCUUUGUCACUAUGGGGUAGUGUGUGUAGAUUGAGGAUUUCUUUUUAUUCAAUCCCAUUUUAGAAUAAGGCUGUAACGUAACAAAAUGUGGAAAAAGUCAAGGCGUCUGAAUACUUUCCGAAUGCGCUGCGUAUUAUUAAUUUAACCAGGAAAAUACCCUUUAGAGUUAAACUUUCUUGGCUCUUUUUUUCGUUUCAGAAUCCAGUAAGAGAUGAAACAGAGUACAACGGGGAUUUGAUAUGUUCAUUGUUGUAAUAUAAGUGGUUGUAAUAUAGUUGUAAUCAAUCGAUUUUGAUAAUGUAUCUUUGGGUCUGUCCUAGGUUCCUUGAGCAUGGUGAAUAUAAAGGCCAUCUGUAUGGGGCCAGUAUCGAUGCCGUCAGAGACGUGAUAGACAGUGGAAGGAUGUGUGUUAUUGACAUUCAGCCACAUGUAAGUUAUAUUCCUAUACUCCUGUAUCUAUGGGAAGGUUUUUUUACACCACAGAUAUCACAGCAGGAAAAAUUAUUAAUUGUGGAACACUUAACCUUUUUAUAAUGGGUUGGUAAAAGAGUUUAAAAUUAAGUUGUUAAUAUAUACUGUAACUGCCAUUUAUUAAUUUAUUUUAUACCAUAUGUUUGUAUGUAUUUGUAUGUUUCAGAGUAUCCUGUCUGUGAGGAAUAAGACGUUCAAGCCUUAUGUCAUCUUUAUAAAGCCUCCCAGUAAAGAACGACUGAGAGAGACACGGAGGGAGGCACGCAUUUUCACCAGCCAUGUCGUCAACAGACCUUUUAAAGUGAGAUCUCCUUACAUGAAUGUGUUGUCACUGGUCAAGCCAUCCUUUUUUGGAUGUAGAUAAUUAGGGUUGUAAAGAUUCACUGAUACGCCUCGGUCCCGAUUCAAAUGUUUAAGAUAGUACGUUACAAAUCGCCGGUUCACUAAAAUGUGUUGCUCAUAUUACUCAUCAUUCUACCAUUUCUGAAAAUCAUCUUUUGUGUAAAACUGAUGCGUCCUUCAGUGUCGAACUGCACGUAACUGUAUUGACAUCCAUUGAUCUACAAGUCAUGUUGCAUUGCCGAACAAACCCAGGCAAUAUCAGUAGCCUAGUCAAACUACUCGCUGUGCCCAGCUUCGCCCGCUGACCAACAUGAGGUAGGCGGCCUUGAGAUGCUCUAAUGGUCUUGCGUGAUAUUAGGCUUUUAUUAGUUGAGUGAUGUCAUAGUGAUGUCAUGCCUGAACGGGGUAUUACAAUAGAUUUUAUUUUGAUUGCUCGGGUUCACCAUCUGCAAUAGUUUUUAAUAGUUUUACUUUAAACAAUCCGUGUAUAUUGGUCAUUUUUAGAUAUACAGGGUAAAGUUAAUCAUGUCUCCCUAAUGGCUCUAAUCUGAUAGUGGUAGUGGGGUGGUACAGACAGACAGACAGCUCAGACAGACAGACAGACAGCUCAGACAGACAGACAGACAGCUCAGACAGACAGACAGACAGACAGCUCAGACAGACAGUCAGCUCAGACAGACAGUCAGCUCAGACAGACAGUCAGCUCAGACAGACAGACAGACAGACAGACAGACAGACAGACAGACAGACAGACAGACAGACAGACAGUCAGCUCAGACAGACAGACAGACAGUCAGCUCAGACAGUCAGCUCAGACAGACAGACAGACAGACAGACAGCUCAGACAGACAGCUCAGACAGACAGACAGUCAGCUCAGACAGACAGUCAGCUCAGACAGACAGUCAGCUCAGACAGACAGUCAGCUCAGACAGACAGUCAGCUCAGACAGACAGACAGUCAGCUCAGACAGACAGACAGACAGACAGACAGACAGACAGACAGACAGACAGUCAGCUCAGACAGACAGACAGACAGACAGACAGUCAGCUCAGACAGACAGACAGACAGACAGUCAGCUCAGACAGACAGACAGACAGACAGACAGACAGACAGACAGACAGACAGACAGUCAGCUCAGACAGACAGACAGUCAGCUCAGACAGACAGACAGACAGACAGUCAGCUCAGACAGACAGACAGACAGUCAGCUCAGACAGACAGACAGACAGACAGACAGUCAGCUCAGACAGACAGACAGUCAGACAGCUCAGACAGACAGUCAGCUCAGACAGACAGACAGACAGACAGUCAGCUCAGACAGACAGACAGACAGUCAGCUCAGACAGACAGACAGACAGUCAGCUCAGACAGACAGUCAGCUCAGACAGACAGUCAGCUCAGACAGACAGACAGACAGCUCAGACAGACAGCUCAGACAGACAGCUCAGACAGACAGACAGUCAGCUCAGACAGACAGUCAGCUCAGACAGACAGGCAGCUCAGACAGACAGACAGACAGUCAGCUCAGACAGACAGACAGACAGUCAGCUCAGACAGACAGACAGACAGACAGACAGACAGACAGUCAGCUCAGACAGACAGACAGUCAGCUCAGACAGACAGACAGACAGUCAGCACAGACAGACAGACAGACAGUCAGCUCAGACAGACAGACAGCUCAGACAGACAGUCAGCUCAGACAGACAGACAGUCAGCUCAGACAGACAGACAGACAGUCAUCUCAGACAGACAGACAGACAGUCAGCUCAGACAGACAGACAGUCAGCUCAGACAGACAGACAGACAGUCAGCUCAGACAGACAGACAGACAGACAGUCAGCUCAGACAGACAGACAGACAGUCAGCUCAGACAGACAGACAGACAGUCAGCUCAGAGAGGCCCAGUUUAUGAGCUCAAUCAGCAGCAGAUUUUAAUUUAGAACGGAAAAUGAAUGUGUUUAAGCAACAAAUAUUAGUGCAUCGAAUCGUAUCGCGUCGAACCGAUUCGUUCUCUAAUCAAACCAAAUCGCAUCGUAUCAUUCCUGUAUCGUAUCGGAGCACAUGUAUCUAGAUGCGUAUCGAAUCGUCUUGAAAGGUAAUGAUGCACAUCCCUAUUGAUAAAUGUUUACAUUUCAUUUCUACACUGAGUGUACAAAACAUUAAGGACCCCUGCUCUUUCAAUGACACACUCAAUAUUAGGAAGGUUUUCUGAAUGAUUUGUACACUCAGUGUAUAUAUUUGAUGUAAAUAAUUAUGUUAAUGCAUUCAAAUAUACUAUACUAUACUAUACUAUACUAUACUAUACUAUACUAUACUAACCCGCCUCCUCAUAUUCUGUCUUGGAUAAUCAAACUAGUCAGACGCGCUUGAGUUCCUCUGUUUUCUAAGGCUCCUCCUCCCCUCCCUGAAGCCCCUCCUUCUCUCAUCCCCCCACCCAGGAUGUUGACUUUGAGAAGAUGGAGGAUGCUGCCAGGUUCAUGGAGGAGAAGUAUGGUCAGUUCUUCGACAGUGUCAUAGUCAACGAGGGGCUGCAGGACGCCUGUAUUCAGCUGUUUAAUACCAUACAGCUGGCUCAGGAGGGACCACAGUGGAUACCUGCCACAUGGCUCUGUACUGACGACUAGAGAAAGGAGAGAGGAGGGGAGAAGAGGAGAGGAGGGGGGAGAGAGGAGGGCAGGAGAGGAGGGGAGAGGAGAAGGGUGGAGGAGAGGAGAGGAGAGGAGGAGGGAGGAGGGGAGAGGAGAAGGGUGGAGGGGAGAGGGGAGAGGAGGAGGGUGGAGGAGAGGAGGGGAGGGGAGGAGAGGAGAGGAGGUGGAGGAGAGGAGAGGAGGGGAGAGGUGGAGGGCAGGGGUGGAGGGCAGGAGAGGAGGGGAGGGGAGAGGAGGAGGAGGGUGGAGGGCAGGAGAGGAGGGGAGAGGAGGAGGGUGGAGGAGAGGAGAAAGGGGAGAGGAGGAGUGUGGAGGAGCGGAGGGGAGAGGAGGAGGGUGGAGGGCAGGAGAGGAGGGGAGAGGAGGAGGGUGGAGGGCAGGAGAGGAGGGGAGAGGUGGAGGGCAGGAGAAAGGGGAGAGGAGGAGGGUGGAGGAGAGGAGAAAGGGGAGAGGAGGAGGGUGGAGGGCAGGAGAGGAGGGGAGAGGAGGAGGGCAGGAGAGGAGAGGAGAGGAGAGGAGAGGAGAGGAGAGGAGAGGAGAGGAGAGGAGAGGAGAGGAGUA